CUGGAAGGGAACUAGCUGCUACACUGUUAGCUAACAACACGGCAGAUUCAUAAAGGGCGUCUAGAGGAAAACCUGGGCACUGGGCUAUUAAAUGUGAAGGAAGAGGAUGAGACAGAUGACAUGAAUAGUCAUCAGACUGAAAUACAUUGGUCCCUCCCUGCCGAUAACGCUGAUAUAGUGAACGUUGAGAUAACAGAAGAUCUGUGUGUGAGGCGUCAGCUGGGAGCACCAGAUGUGGAAACCAGUGACAGCAUCAGCCCAGUGUACAGGUCGUAUGGAUCUUACACCUUCAGAUGGCUCAGCGGUUAAGCACGGAGGAGAACCGUAUGUGUGUGAUCACGUGAAGACUGAGGAGGAUGAAGUUCCCAUAAAUACGGCUACAGGUGAUGUUAAGACUGAAGUAACUCUUAAUACUGAACAAACAAAUUAUUUGUUUGUAAAGAGUCAGCGGGAAGCUGUGAAGCAGGAAAUCAGUGACAAUAUCAGUACAGGUGAAUUAACUACCUGCAGUAAUCCUAGUCCUAGUUAUGGUGAAAGUACAGAUACUUCUUUCAAUCUUCAAAAUCCAAGAAGCAAUGUGGGAAAUUUACAUCAGAAAAUACAUACAGGAGAGAAAGCAUAUUCCUGUUCUGAAUGUGGGAAAUAUUUUAAUCAGAAAUCACAUCUUAUUAUGCAUCAGAAAAUUCAUACAGGAGAGAAAGCUGUUUCAUGUUCUGAAUGUGGGAAAUAUUUUACUCAGAAAUCUAGUCUUGUUACACAUCAGAAACUUCAUUCAGGAGAGAAAGCAUUUUCAUGUUCUGAAUGUGGGAAAUGUUUUACCAUGAAUUCAAGUCUUAUUACACAUCAGAAAACACAUACAGGAGAGAGAGAAUUUUCAUGUUCUGAAUGUGGGAAAUGUUUUAUUGAGAAAUCAACUCUUAAUAGACAUCUGAAAAUUCAUACAGGAGAGAAAGCAUUUUCAUGUUCUCAAUGUGGGAAAUGUUUUAUUCUAAAAUCAGAUCUUAUUAGGCAUCAAAAAACGCAUACAGGUGAGAGAGAAUUUUCAUGUUCUGAAUGUGGGAAAUGUUUUACCAGGAAAUCACAUCUUAUUAGACAUCAUAUAAUUCAUACAGGAGAGAAAGCAUUUUCAUGUUCUGAAUGUGGGGAAUGUUUUACCAUGAAAUCACAUCUUAUUAGACAUCAGAUAAUUCAUACAGGAGAGAAGCUAUUUUCAUGUUCUGAAUGUGAGAAAUGUUUUAUUGAGAAAUCAACUCUUAAUAGACAUCAGAAAAUUCAUACACCAGAGAAAGCAUUUUCAUGUUCUGAAUGUAGAAAAUGUUUUAUUCUAAAAUCAGAUCUUACUAGGCAUCAUAAAAUACAUACAGGAGAGAGAGAAUUUUCAUGUUCUGAAUGUGGGAAAUGUUUUAUUCUAAAAUCAGAUCUUGUUAGGCAUCGGAAAACACAUACUGGAGAGAAAGCAUUUUCAUGUUCUGAAUGUGAGAAAUGUUUUAUCAUAAAAUCACAUCUUAUUAAACAUCAGAUAAUCCAUACAGGAGAGAAAGUAUUUUCAUGUUCUGAAUGUGGGAAAUGUUUUACCACAAAAUCCCAUCUUAUUAGACAUCAGGUAAUCCAUACAGGAGAGAAAGCAUUUUCAUGUUCUGAAUGUGGGAAAUGUUUUACCAUGAAAUCAAGUCUUAUUACACAUCAGAAAACACAUACAGGAGAGAGAGAAUUUUCAUGUUCUGAAUGUGGGAAAUGUUUUAUUGACAAAUCAACUCUUAGUAGACAUCAGAAAAUUCAUACAGGAGAGAAAGCUUUUUCAUGUUCUGAAUGUGGGAAAUGUUUUAUCCUAAAAUCAGAUCUUAUUAGGCAUCAGAAAACUCAUACAGGAGAGAAAGCAUUUUCAUGUUUUGAAUGUGGGAAGUGUUUUACCAUGAAAUCACAUCUUACUACACAUCAGAAAAUUCAUACAGGAGAGAAAGCUUUUUCAUGUUCUGAAUGUAGGAAAUGUUUUAUUCUAAAAUCAGAUCUUAUUAGGCAUCUGAAAACUCAUACAGGAGAGAAAGCCUUUUCAUGUUCUGAGUGUGGGAAAUAUUUUAUUGCUAAAUCAACUCUUAAUAGACAUCAGAAAAUUCAUACAGGAGAGAAAGCUUUUUCAUGUUCUGAAUGUGGGAAAUGUUUUAUUGUAAAAUCAGAUCUUAUUAGGCAUCUGAAAAUUCAUACAAGAGAGAAAGCUUUUUCAUGUUCUGAAUAUGGGAAAUAAAAUCAUACAGCAGAGAAAGCAUUUUCAAUUUCUGAAUGUGGGAAAUGUUUUACCAUGAAAUUAAUCAAUACAAUACCUUGAGUUCACUGUAUUUAUGUACAUUUUAGACCAAUCAGCUUAGUACAUACCAUAAGUGAAAGAUUAAUUAUAUAUAUCAACACCAUUUUAAGAUUAUAUAAAUAUGCCUGAUGUAUAGAUAACUUUACCCAUGUGCAGCUCAAAAACAUUGCUUAAAAGUAAUUUUAAAAUAAAGUUUUUUCCUAUCUAGCACUAAA
Messenger RNA from Bombina bombina (fire-bellied toad), 2517 nucleotides. Its product is annotated as gastrula zinc finger protein XlCGF57.1-like. Gene Ontology annotation, molecular function: DNA-binding transcription repressor activity, RNA polymerase II-specific; RNA polymerase II cis-regulatory region sequence-specific DNA binding. The transcript is spliced from 6 exons. Gene Ontology annotation, biological process: negative regulation of transcription by RNA polymerase II. The record is from RefSeq and is a predicted model, not a curated record. Bases 233 to 2242 code for a protein of 669 amino acids. Lineage: Eukaryota; Metazoa; Chordata; Amphibia; Anura; Bombinatoridae.